GACUCGCCAAGUGGGCACAGCCUACAUGUGCAAAGCUGCAAGAAUGACGGAAAGGUUCAGGAGCCUCCGUCGGAAACACGUUCACCAAACGUGUUUGAACCCCAAGAGCAGGAGGGAGAUUGGAUGUCGAUUCCAGCUUACUUCGAGAAGCAUGCCCCAGAUCACAUCAAGGCCAAAAGGAAGACUUUGGCGGCCAAGAAGGCUUGGAUCACCAAAGAUGAGACUGGUGCCGAAGGCGUCCUCAUCUUGCCCAACGACGGGGUCAAGAAGGUCCACGUUGGAGGCAAGAUCUCUGCCAGCAAGUCCCGGCAGUCCGAGCACGAGAGCGCUGGGCAAAUGCGAGAGGCUUUCCAGCGUGAGGCUGACGUCACACAGGUUAGCGGCAAUGACGAGGAACGCAUUGUUUGUCCACCUGUGCCGCAGCCUGCGGCUCACCGGGAGAUGUUGGCAAGGGCCGUGGACGCUCCCGUUGAAGAGGAGCAGGUUGUUCAUCACCCUGAUGAAGCCAUGGAUUCCGAUGAAGACACUGGCAUCGGGUUCAAGCCCGUGAAGGAGGAGCCGGAGCCGCCUUUGAAGCGUCACAAAAAGAAGGGUCCUCAAGAUCCGCCUGUGCGCACUUCAGGCGGCAGCAAUGCCAAUCGUUCGGGCGCCUCUUCGCAGAAGCGAAAGGCUUCAGCGGAUGUGGCUGGGGCGCUGCAGAGUGCCGAGGCAUGCAUGUCAGCACUGCAAGGCUUUUCUCCCUUGGCAUUCUGGCAGGGGUCCUUGAAAGGCAAGGACAUCGAAAAGCGUUUGCAGAUUGCCUUUGAUGUUCACAGCACUUUGGAGGAACAAUUGCCCGACCCUGACGUCGAGACCGUGGCCAAGAAACUGACAGACAUGGCUACCUACGUUUCUGACUGGACUGAUGUUUUGGCUGCCUUGCGCAGCAGCGACAAUUCGAUCUUCAACAUGCGGGGCAUGGACGAGGAUGACCUGAAGAAGUUUGCCCGCGUGCUCCCAGCUGACUGCAUGCAUUCCGUCCUGUAUGAUCUUGGCAAGAGACUGUGGGAGGUGCUGCUGCAGGUGCUGGUGCUGGUGCUGGUGCUGGUGCUGGUGCAGGUGCAGGUGCAGGUGCAGGUGCUGGUGCUGGUGCUGGUGCUGGUGCUGGUGCUGGUGGGGGUGGUGGCGGUCGCGGCGGUCGCGGCGGUCGCGGUGGUCGCGGUGGAUAAUGCCAGUGGGAAGGACAUGCAUGCUUCCACCGAGUUCUUUGAGUUCAUCCUUCUUCCUGCAGGCCAAGAUUCUGAGGGAAGGAGCGGCCAAGGACUUCAGCUUCGCAAGCUCAAGGAUUUGGAAGGCUCGAAGGUGGAGUUGAAUGCGCUCUUGCAGGUGCAGUCGGCUCUUCUGGGGGCGUGGCUAGAUUUCAUUCAGAAAUCUUCGGACUUAGACCGGUGCCUCCACAGCAUUCCGGAGGAGCUGUGGAAGCCUCACUUUCUGAGGACAGUGUUGGGGCAGGAGCACUUGGUGACCCCAUCUUUGGGACCUGAGCUCAAGCAAGUCGUGGGCAUGGUGAAGAUCUUCAGUGCUCGGAGCAACCUCAUGUUUCGCUCGAAUGCCGCUUUGAGGACAGCUUGGACACAGGUCGUGGAUGUUGGCAAGCAGCAGUUGGAUGCUGAGAGCGCUUUGUCGGCAGGUGCCAAGCUCAAGGACUCGCUGGCUCGUUUGCAGUCAUUCUUGGACGAUGUCAAGGACAAGCCGGAUGGCUUCACCAUUGAGACGGCUCUUCCUGUGAUUGAAAAGUGUGCCAACUAUGCAGCAGUGCUCGUUGCCUUGGGCCAAUCAGACAAGGAAGGGCACUGUGCUCUGAAGGCUGAGUUGGAGGAUUGUGCUGGGAAGAUCACAGGCUUCAUGGUGAAACACGAAUGGGGUGCAACUUUGGAUUUCCAGGACAUGCUGACGAACUUGUUUGCGUGGAACUCGGUUUGGAGCAAGCUGCAGAGCGAGGUGCUGUUGUCACUGAAAUUGGCGGUUGUGGCAGGUACCAUUGCCAGCCAUCUUGGCAAUGUCAACGGCGAGCUGGAGACCAAAGCGAGGACACCUGUGCUGCUUUCCAUCUACAAGUGGCUUGCGAUCCCUGAGGAGGAGCAGGAGGACAUCACCGUGGAGAACUGCUGUGCCUUCGCGGUCGAGAUGACCAAGCAUUUGUCUUCCAAAGCAAUGGUGUCUUUGAAUCCAGGCUGGCUAGAGGAGGCCAAAGAGGCAGCUGAGCGCUUUGAAGCUCGCUUGGUGGAAUUUGCCAAGUCUUGGGCUGAGGGAACAUGGGACGCACAGGGGCCUGAAGAGGUUGUGGUCAUGUUUGAAAGUUGCAAGUACCUCCCCCAGCCUCUGCACCCGAUCAUGGUGCUGGCCAAAAACGCACACAGCGUGGAGAACUUGCAGCCCGUCGAGCUCAAGUUGGAAGAUUUCGAAUCUGAGAUGCCGCAGCUUGUCAAGCCAGUGAAGCGAUUCAUGGCCCUUUCGGGUUUGGACAAGGAGAUCAUGUCCAAAUUCUUGGGCGACAAAGUGGUGCAGGAGGUGAAACUCUUCGAAGCGUCAGUGCUUGCCGCUGUGGAGAAGGUCUUCAGCUGGUGCGCGGGCGUGUGGAAGACGGUGGGCAAGAUUGUCGAUAAGUAUAGGCCUUUGAUUCCGGCAAUUGACACGUGGGCCAUGGACGAUGUGGCUUGGAUGUUCACUGGCGAAGCCUCCGUCGACAAUGACAUGCAUCGCAUGCUGGAUUGGCGAAAAGAGAACCAUAUCAUUGUGGAGUUCUUCCACAUCAUGCAGAGCGUCCAGGAGUGUGACGGCUGGAAAGCCAACCCUUUGCGUGGCAAGAUCAUGGACCUGAAGAAGGGUGUCGAGGCGAUGCGCGAUCAGAUUUCCAUCAUUUGCAGCUCUUUGCUUGUGGGCGAGCUGAUUCUCCACCCAGAGAAGUAUCCCCAAAAGCUCGCGGCUGUGAGGAAGGUUUGCAAAGUACUUGCCCAGGAGCUCGGGAUGGCACGGGCCGAUCUUUCACCCGUCUUGUCCAACAAGCUGGAGGAAUUUCUGAAGACUGAGGAAUCCAAAGAGACACCGGCACCGAAGCCGGCUGCCAAGAAGGUGGCAAAGAAAGCGGCAGCCAAAACGAAGGCAUAGAUUUUGACAUGGAAAGGCCAGUGACACAUGAUGGCCAUAGGCUUAGGUUCUUUAGCCAACCCAAGCUUGAUGCGAUUGGCAUCACUUACUUUUCUCUGCUAGGAUUUUUGGGUUCUUGCAGAGGCAAUCCCACUUAGAACUUGCAAAGCCCGGGUACAUUUUUCGGGUCCAGAUGUGCCAUAAGGCUUUUGCAGACAGCAGGCCGGAGGGAAC
Messenger RNA from Cladocopium goreaui, 3360 nucleotides. The record is from the annotation of a GenBank genome assembly. Lineage: Eukaryota; Dinophyceae; Suessiales; Symbiodiniaceae.